AUCCAGCUUUUCGAGGGUCGGUGAACGCACCAUGACACUGGCAGCUAGCCUAGCCGGCUAACUUUGCUAAUCUGAUUUAUCGCCCGAGUUAAGCACGCAUAACGCUAGCCAGGAUUACCAAAUUUAGUUUCCCAACAUCUAGCGUUUAACGCAACGUCUACCUGACACCAAACAGCCUCACAUCAUCAGGAUGGCAUCGCUCGGGGAGCCUGUGCGGCUGGAAAGAGAUAUCAACCGUGCUAUUGAACUGCUUGAUAAGCUCCAGAGGACGGGUGAAGUGCCCCCCCAGAAGCUGCAGGCGCUGCAGAGGGUCUUACAGAGUGAAUUCUGUAACGCUGUCAGAGAAGUUUAUGAGCAUGUGUAUGAAACGGUGGACAUCAACAGCAGUCCCGAGGUCAGGGCCAACGCAACAGCUAAGGCAACUGUAGCAGCUUUUGCGGCAAGUGAGGGUCACUCACAUCCCCGUGUGGUGGAACUGCCGAAGACAGAAGAAGGUCUUGGUUUCAACAUCAUGGGUGGAAAGGAGCAAAAUUCACCUAUUUACAUCUCACGGAUCAUCCCAGGAGGCAUCGCUGAUCGUCAUGGCGGCCUGAAGAGAGGCGACCAGCUUCUCUCUGUUAAUGGGGUGAGUGUUGAAGGCGAGCACCAUGAGAAAGCUGUGGAACUCCUCAAAGCAGCUCAGGGCACAGUGAAGCUGGUAGUAAGGUACACCCCCAAAGUCCUCGAGGAAAUGGAGUCCCGCUUUGAGAAAAUGAGGUCGGCGAAGCGCCGGCAACAGAACAACUAUCCCCAGUAGGAUUUUCCCAUGUUGAUGUCCAGCUCCCAUGUCUCUCCUCCUCCUCUAGCCUUCUAGCCAUCUGUUCUGGUCUCUUUCUUAUCUCCCGACCCCAAAAACACAACAUACAUAAGUUUUAGUUGCCUCUCACUCAUUCCCUUCAUUGUGCUUCUACCCUUCUCUGUAGCAUUUUUAUUAUUCACCACUGUUACUGUAAUAGACACUACGACUCUAGACGAACACUAGAAUAAUCACGAUUGUCAGUGUAGGUGGUCUCUCACACGUGUGCAUUAUUUUGAAAGUGACAAUUUGAAUGCAAGUAUGAGUACUUCUGUGACCAUCUACAGAGCUUCUUUGACUGGAAAGGUAGUGUUUUUAAUUCUUUUAUCAGCCACUACCAAGUGCCUCAGGGCAAACAUGUUCAUCCUAUGUACUGUGUUCACUGUUCAUUUUUUCUCUCAAAUGGUUUAAAGUCGAGUACUGGUAAUUAAAUGUUUGUGGCAGGAAUCACUACAUGCUUUGCAAAUGUUAUUUUCAAAGAUUGUUUAAUUUGAGUAUAAAUACAUUUUCAUUUUAACGGCCACUCUACACGCAAGUCCAGAAUAGCUGGAGGAGUUGGUGUCAGUUUGAAUUUGUUAAAAAUUAUUUUUGGUAAUAAGGGAAACCACUGAAAGGACACAUAAAAUCAAAUGUGAUGGAUGAUAUUGAAGGUUUUUUUCUGGGUUUGAUGUCAAACUUUUCUUUCUGUUAAACCACACGGUUAACAAGUGAUAUAAAAGGAUCUCAGCAAUUCAUGAACUAAAUUCCUGCCAUUACACAGACUCACAGUUUUACUUUGAUCUAAGUAAUAAACCGUCACAAGCAUAAUCUCUGCAGUCAGCAUGACACAAGAUGAAACCUGUUCAGCUUCUGAUUCCUUUUUCUUGACGUAAAUCAGCAUUUUAUAAGUUGUGUUUGUCUUUAGUCAGGUACAGAACAUUUACAUAACAUUUAUCUGUGAUCUUUGUUAAAAUCUGCUUGUUAGUGUUGUUUGCAUCAUUUAGUGACACUUCAGAGCAAAGUAAGACAUUCAUGAUAUCAAGCAUUGUUUGUCACAGUAAUGUGAGUCAUUGUUCUCAAGAGUGAAAGGGCAGAUGCUGAUAUCACACACAUUGUUCAUGGCCAUUCAUCAAGACUUUAUACAGUUUUUAGGGCAUUAUGUUGCGCAUCUGUUGUUUUUUACUAUUUAUUUCUCCACUUCUGACUCGAAACAAAAAGUGUGUCUUAAAUGAAGCUUUCGUUACUUUUGGAUUUUUAUAUAUUGAUUUCAUUAAGAUCUUUAAGUGGUUUAACAUGUCCACAACACCAGGACUGGAAUAAGGAUCAAUCAACAGUGCAACUAUAGAUUUUAAUCAUUUACUUAAGCAAUGUGUUGAAACCUAUCUGGGUCUGACAAUUAAUGUUUUGCUAUAUAGUACCAAGACAUCUCUGUCAUUUCUUUUCAUUACUAUAUUUAAUUAUUCAAUAUAUAUUAACAAAAGUAUUUAUUUGAAGACUUUUCUUGCUAUUCCAGCAAAGGGAACAUUAGUGUAGUGAUUGUCUGGAUGAACCCUCCUCAUUCACUCUUUCAGUGUGACAACAAACUUUCACUCAGAGACUUAUCCACACAAAGUGUUUUGUUUCCAUGCUAGAUGCAAUAUCCUGUAUAAAGCAUAUAUGUAGUUUACAUCAUCCCACAAAAUAGGCUAUAGUUGUGCAAGCCAUAGGAUUUUCAAAUCCCAUAGUUGAGACAGGAAGGUGGUAGCGAUGAGAUAGUUAUUUAUUGAAUGGAAGGAGGAUAAAGGAACAUAACCGUGUAUGAAAGCAGGACCGCUUUUAGCUUCGCUGUAGCUUCUGUGUUUCUUUGAAUGGUGUCAUUAAGGUCCUGCACUGUUUGUCCUCUGGUGUUGAACCGUUCUUCAGAAAUGAUUUGUUUUAUGCCGUGUACUGUUAAAUCCAGUUUGUCACUUUGCAAGUGUUUUGGCAUCAGUUGUCAAGACUUGACAUGAUGACGAUAAACAGCCGCACACUUAUUGUGACCGAGGCGUCUGAAAUUAGGUCACUGACAGUUUCCAUUCGCUUGUGUGAUGAAGUAAUUUCAAAGCUUUUCUCACUUUUUUCAAUCAUUUAUUUUUUCCGCCAUCUGCUAACAUACAUUUAGGAUCAACUAACUGUUAAAUUGUUUUUAGUCAAUUCCUUCAGCAAACUGUAAAUAGCUUACUAAAAGGUCUUAAAGUCCAUAGGUAGAUUUUAGCAUGAAAUUAUUUAUAUUGUUUUAACCAGAAUAUGAGUGUGUGUUUCAGGGAUCUGGAAAAUGUUCUUUAAAGGGUUGCAUCACUAAAUGUUUAAAAAAACAAAAAAAACAACUGUCAGUGCAAGAUUAGGGAAAUAUCGGUUGUUGUUUUUCUACAAUAAAGUGAGUAUAAUUCGGUGAUGAUGUGAUAUUUUUUCCUUAAUAAUUGGAACUGAAAGUAAAAUUCAAAGAAAACAAGUUGCUGAUUUAAAUUUGUUGCAGCCUCUACAUUUGUCCAUUAUUAGUUCAAUUCAGAAUAGACUUCAGUUGAAAAUGAUUACAAUUCACAAUAACAGGAGGAAGUGGUGUGAUAGAAAUGAAUCAAUUUGGUUCUCAGACCCCUGAUGGUCAAGGUUGAAAGCGGGUGAGGGCGUGUGUAGUGUGGGAGACUCCUCCUCGGGAUGUAGACGCUAAUGGUGCUUGAUAGGACAGAGGAUGUGGAGGAGGGUCACAGCAAAUAAUAGAAAUUACUCCUAAAACAGAACAGGUUUAAAGUUUUAAAGCAUCGACGUGAUUGGCUGAUGGGAUUACUGUAAACACCUAACAAUCAGAAGAGGCAGGGAGAGAGAGAGAGAGAAUUGUGAAUGAAAGUCUCCCUGAGAGAACAUGCGCUAAACGUCCUAUGUCAGUCUGUUGUUCCUUUAACUGUCAGGUUAUCUGCAGGACUGUUCACAGUUGAAAGUGUUGGUAACUUAAAUCAAAUUGUGUGUCUCUUUAAAUCCUUUACUUCAGAUAAAAAAUCCUUAAUUUCGGGGACAACGUCUAAAACAAAACACAUACACACACAGAGUACUGCAAAUCCACUAUCUAUGCAAGGUCAUUUCAAAACUUGUAUUGGAGCAAAUUAGUUUUACUGCAGAACGUUUUUGACAUAUAUGACUUAAAGGCCGAGUGGACAAAUGUAGUGUGUAGGGAGCCGCUGCACUCAAAACUUUGGAUUUACAUGAUGAGAUGUUUGGUUUGUUGUAACAAUCUAACAUUGAUCACCAUCAAGUGAAAGUUCCCAUGUGAUAUUAGCCUUUCUACCUAAUUAACGAUUGUCCGGAUGUAUGUAGGAGAAUAUAUGACAGUGUGGUUUUUAGUUUGACCAUUCCAUAGGUUUCUCGUUAUGAGGCAGAACAUUUAGCAGGAGAGCAGGGUGUACGGAUAUGUUGAAAUGUCUUAAUAUAAUGUAUCUUUUGUCCCUUAUAAUUGUGUUUUAUCCAGCUUUAGAUAUGUAAUGAAACUGCUCUCACACAUGACAAGUAAAUCAGGAUGAAAAACGUAAUGAGACUUGGUUAUUGAUCUUGCACAGUCUCCAUCUCCACUGAAUGUCGCUGACCAUCGUCUGUUAGUUGCAGAACCUUUGUGAAGUCAACUUUCUACCACUCCUCCUUGUCUAUAUUGGAAUGGUCAAUAAAGUAUUUUUUAUAAUAGUUUUCUUUUGAUAUUUUUCUCAAUUUUUAUAAGUGGUUUUCCUAAAAAAUAAAUACCAGGAAUAAUUGGUACUUCCAUUUUGACUUGUGUACCAGGACAUGUUUCAGCGAAGUCUCUCUGAAAUGCGGCGCGGAUGUGGAAUAGAUCUUGCGGCGGUAUGAACGAACAAAACCGUCCUCGGUCAGCGCUUCUAUUCUGAGACCUGAACUGAUUUGUCUUUUCUCUUUAGUACCAAGACCAAACUUGCGACGUUUGUGAACAUUUUUGAUAAUGUUUUAAAAAUGUUUUAGUCAGUGCUCGUUUAGGAUUAUUACCAGUAGACUGUUGUUUUACGUUGUGUUACCUAAUUUACUGUGCUAACGUUGGUGUGGAAUGUAAACUGUUGUGAUGUAGAACGUAACAAUAAUUUGACUGGAGGCUGAAUAAACCGUGCUUCAAUGUG
Messenger RNA from Paralichthys olivaceus (Japanese flounder), 4944 nucleotides. It is a transcript of the gene lin7c, whose product is annotated as lin-7 homolog C (C. elegans). NCBI's taxonomy places the organism in Eukaryota, Metazoa, Chordata, Actinopteri, Pleuronectiformes, Paralichthyidae. Gene Ontology annotation, molecular function: L27 domain binding. Gene Ontology annotation, biological process: maintenance of epithelial cell apical/basal polarity; protein localization to basolateral plasma membrane; neurotransmitter secretion. Gene Ontology annotation, cellular component: cell-cell junction; basolateral plasma membrane; MPP7-DLG1-LIN7 complex. The record is from RefSeq and is a predicted model, not a curated record.